Molecule: messenger RNA, 1359 nt
Organism: Oryza sativa Japonica Group (Japanese rice)
Lineage: Eukaryota; Viridiplantae; Streptophyta; Magnoliopsida; Poales; Poaceae
Product: COMPASS-like H3K4 histone methylase component WDR5B
Cellular component (GO): Set1C/COMPASS complex
Molecular function (GO): histone binding
Source: RefSeq, a predicted model, not a curated record
AUGGAAGGUACUUUUGAUCAAAUCUCGGGUCCGUGUCGAAGAGAGGAGAACACGCGUCUCACACUUUUCCCCACCUUUUCACCGUCGGCGAGGGCGCGCCGCCGCUGAUGUCGCAGCAGCAGCAGGCGCCGGCGCCGCCGUACCGGCCGUACCGGCAGGUGAGGGCGGCGACCCCGCACAGCCGCGCCGUCUCGUGCGUGAGGUUCUCCCCAUGCGGGCGCCUCCUCGCGACGGCGUCCCUCGACGGCACGGUCGCGCUGCUCUCCCCGUCGUCGCUCGCCGCCAUCGCCACCCUGCGGGGGCACGCCGACGGCGUGUCCGACAUCUCCUGGUCCACGGACUCGUUCUACCUCUGCUCCGCCUCCGACGACCGCACCCUCCGCAUCUGGGACGUCCGCCCCGUCCUCGCCGGCCUCAACCCCGGCAGCGGCGGCGGCGGCGGCGGCGCCCAGCCCGCCGACCCCAACGCCGACCGCUGCAUCCGCGUGCUCAAGGGCCACACCAACUUCGUCUUUAGCGCCAACUUCAACCCGCAGACGAACAGCACGGUCGCGUCCGGGGGGUUCGACUGCACCGUGCGCAUCUGGGACGUCAAGAGCGGCCGCUGCGUCCGCGCCAUCGACGCGCACUCCGAGCCCGUCACCUCCGUCCACUUCAUCCGCGACGGCUCCAUCAUCGUGUCGGGGAGCCAUGAUGGGACCUGCAAGAUUUGGGAUGCGGGGACUGGGUCUUGCCUCAAGACGGUCAUCGACGAGAAGAAGCCCGCGGUGUCAUUCUCCAUGUUCUCGCCCAAUGGCAAGUUUAUCCUCGUCGCCGCGCUCGACGACACACUGAAACUAUGCAACUUUGCAAGUGGCAAGUUCUUGAAGAUGUACAGUGGACAUGUUAACAGAAAGUAUUGCCUCCAGUCCGCGUUUUCCGUUACAAAUGGGAAGUAUAUUGUUAGUGGAUCAGAAGACAACUGUGUGUACAUAUGGGAUCUCCAAGGGAAGAACAUUCUUCAGAAACUUGAAGGCCAUACUGACACUGUCAUCUCGGUGUCCUGCCAUCCAACGGAGAACAAAAUUGCGUCGGGCGGCCUCGACAAUGAUAGGACUGUGAGACUAUGGCUUCAAGAUGGCUGAUGAAUUUGCAGAAGGAAUGUGCCUGAUACAACUCUUGUGUGAACCUGGACAGCAAUAGCUAUCUAAAAGAGAAAUAUGCUUCUACUUUUAUGGAGCACUCUUGUAUGUAUCUAUCCCUGGAGGGAUAAGAAAAGAGCUGUUAAUUUCACCCGGCACUGCUUUGUUUCAAUGUAAACAAUCCUUUUGACCUCUGGAUAUCGGUAGUUCAUCUAAUCUCAUGAUGUUGAAGUAUCCA